Molecule: messenger RNA, 1644 nt
Organism: Aspergillus wentii DTO 134E9
Lineage: Eukaryota; Fungi; Ascomycota; Eurotiomycetes; Eurotiales; Aspergillaceae
Product: MFS transporter
Exons: 5
Coding region: 1-1644 (547 amino acids)
Biological process (GO): transmembrane transport
Molecular function (GO): transmembrane transporter activity
Source: RefSeq, a predicted model, not a curated record
AUGACGGGACACGACCAUUACUCUCGAAAGUCUAGCGAUGAGGACAUCGAUUCGUACGACGGGCCUGGAACAUCCGACAAUGAAGGUACCGAUGGAGCUUUAGAGAAGCAAACCACUGCAGCCUCGGGCUUGUCUGUAUUCGAGACGCGCGCUCAGUCGGUGGUGUCAAGAAUUCGAAGCAGGGAACCCGGCCAAACUGCUCCCUUCACGCAUCCGUUGUCGCAUACCAAAACCUCAAGUGAUGUGAUUGUUGAUUUCGACGGACCGGAUGACCCCUACAGGCCGAUGAAUUGGAGCUUCAAGAAAAAGGCCGUGACUACUGUAUUGUAUGGAUUGACAACCAUGGGCGCAACUUGGUCUAGUUCUAUCUAUUCGACUGGCAUUAAACAGAUUGAUUCCCAAUUCGGCGUGGGCGAGGAAGUUGGCACCCUUGGUACCUCACUGUUGCUGUUUGGGUUUGGAUUGGGGCCCCUUGUAUGGGCACCGCUGUCUGAACUUUAUGGGCGCAAGCCUGCAGUUCUGGCCCCUUACUUUAUUGCUGCAAUCUUCUCAUUUGGCACAGCUACUGCCAAAGACUUACAGACAGUUAUGAUCACCCGAUUUUUUACUGGAUUUUUUGGCUCUGCUCCCGUCACCAACACCGGUGGAGUGCUGGGUGAUCUUUGGACCGCCGAGCAACGAGGCGCCGCUAUUGUUGGAUACGCCAUGGCCGUGGUAGGAGGACCGGUGUUAGGACCAAUUGCUGGUGGCGCAAUUGUUCAGAGCUACCUUGGCUGGAGAUGGACUCAAUACAUUACCGGCAUAAUGAUGUUUUUCUUUCUCACUAUGGAUGUUCUCUUUGUUGACGAAAGCUACCCACCUGCUCUCCUGGUCAAAAAAGCUCAAAGGUUGCGAUUCGAAAGUGGAAAUUGGGCCUUACAUGCGAGGCAUGAGGAAUGGGAUGCCACGUACAAGGAACUGGGAAACAAAUAUCUCAUCCGACCCUUUCAAUUAUUGUCGACGCCAAUUUGCUUCUUGGUUGCCCUGUAUGCAGCAUUCGUUUAUGGUAUUCUUUACCUCAGUCUUGCCGCUUUCCCCAUUGAGUUUCAAGAAGUACGAGGCUGGAACCAGCUGGUUGGUGCCUUGCCAUUCUUGGGCUAUCUUGUUGGAAUUCUGUUUGGUGCCUGUGUCAAUCUCUUCAACCAGCGCUUUUACGUCAAACGACUCAAAGCGAACAAUGGCUUCCCUGUGCCCGAGGCUCGUCUUCCGCCAAUGAUGGUGGGAUCCAUAGUUUUCGCCGCAGGAUUGUUUAUCUUUGGUUGGACAGGCUCUACCGACAUCCACUGGAUUGCCCCAGUUAUUGGCGCUGUAUGCAUAGGCUUUGGCUUCUUCACCAUUUUCCAGGCCGCCUUGAAUUACCUGAUCGACACCUUCCAGAAAGUUGCCGCCAGUGCCGUGGCAGCAAAUACCUUCCUUCGCAGUCUUUUCGCCGGCACCUUCCCCUUGUUUGCCAACAUCAUGUUUCACAAACUUGGUGUAAAUUGGGCCUCUAGUGUCUUGGGAUUCGUUGCGGUGGCACUCAUCCCAAUUCCGUACCUCUUUUACAUCUACGGCCGACGCAUCAGAGCAAGGGGCAAGUGGUCCAAGGCCUCUGUUCAAAAUUAA